CCACCACCAUUGCCAUCUCCAUUGUUCUUCCCCUGCAUCAAUUCUGUACAACAUCGGUCCACUGUCAUACACUUCUUGUACCAUAUAUGCCUCUAUAACAAGCAUAGUCAUCACCAACAAGCACAUCCUUAGCCCACGCGGUGCUCCGGCGCGUAUCACUUUCUAGCCAUGGCUCCGUACAGACCACCGGGCCGAAGCAACCGCUCUGGUCGCUCUAAUGCAGAUAACGACGUAUUCGAGGGAUUGCCGGUCAAGCAAUGGAACCAGACCUUUGCGAAGGUAUCGCUUGCCCCUCCGGUAUCAGAGAUCGAAGCUAGCAAAGACGACAAAUGGGGAGAGCCGCCAAUGCCACGGGACUUUCAGCUCCUCACUCCUUGGACUCAGCACCUUCUACGGCUCGCACGAUCUGGCAAAGUUGGCACCAAACGGAAACAGGAUGCCGAUGCGGACGACGAUAAGCCGGACGACGAAGUGGCCGAAGAAGAUACUAAGCCUAUCACCGGUAUUGACGAUCGCGGGUACGUAGCGAAGAAGUGGAAACCUGUGCCAGAACACUCCUUGGAACCCGAACACAAGCACUUCAAUUUCCUUGCGAAGCGACGCAGAGGACUUCCUAGUCUAUAUGGCCCAGACUUGCAGUUGGCAUCCGUCCCUAUGCGCAAGACGAAAGUGCAGAAGGCGGACGCGAACGGCGAAGUCGCCGUGUAUGAAGUGCUAGUGCCUGAGGGGCAGACAAUUGAAGGCGAAAUUGCAGAAUCAACAGAGCUUGCAGAUGUAAAGCCUGUGUUGGCUGCUCCUGGUACUGUUAUCGAGGGCGUAGGUGUUGCAAACGAGGAAGGAGUCAUGGUAGCCGAACAUCUCAAACCAUCUAUACCAAGACGGAAUAGGCCACCGCCGAAGAAGAAGGGGGGACCAGGGCGAGGCAAGAAGCGCGUUACCUUUACGAAUCCCGAUGGAUCUACGUAUACUGCGAUUGUUCCGAAUGCCACGAAAAUUGUGCCGCAGCCUGGUCAGACGAUCAAACACGUCGCGAAAGGUGAAGAGGCAACGGCAGACGUUUCUGCAGAGGAAGCUGCGAGGAAUGCUGCGCAAAGGCACGAUGAGAAUGGCGAGGAAGGCUCUGGCGACGAUGAUGAAGAGGGAGAUGAAGAUGACGAUGACCGCGAGGAUGGUGAGCUGUCCGAUGAAGAAGACGAUGAUGCACCCGCUACUGGAGCUCAGACACCUGCGAAAGUCGAAGGAAACGGAGCGCCGCAGCCCAUGGAAGACGUGCAGCCGACUCUUCCGACUGCGCCAACAGAGGCGGAGCCUGCACUUCCGGAGACGUUAGACAAGCCAGCUGAAGAGUCCGAGCAGCCUGCAGCGCCUGCCUUGGAAUCCGCACUAGAACCAGUCAUCGCGCCUAUCGAGACACACUCUGACGCUAAACGGAGCGUCGAGAGCUCGCCAGAUCUCCCACUCGCGCAAGGUCACAGCAGUGCGGCAUCAGUUGCAGAGCCUGUGCCACUGACAUUGGACACUGUGCCGGAGGAGAAGCCACUGGAGGAGCCGGAAGCAGGAGAGCCCAUCGUGGAGGAUCCCACGACUGAAGAGCCCGCUGAUACUGAGUCUGCUGAAGCCAAGGUCGCUGAAGUCGAGUCAGCAGAAGAGGCGUCACUGACAGCAGAAUCACUGGCUCCAGUUGCUCCUGCUCCUCAAAAAGAGGAGGAAAAGGUCGAGAAAUUUGAUGACGGGGACGAGGAUCUGCUGGGCAAUCUGGAGAAGUCUUUGGGGUAGUGACCUAGGUUUUUGCGGGAUUCCUGAAUCACAACUUUAUUAUUGACAG
Molecule: messenger RNA, 1825 nt
Organism: Cercospora beticola
Lineage: Eukaryota; Fungi; Ascomycota; Dothideomycetes; Mycosphaerellales; Mycosphaerellaceae
Source: RefSeq, a predicted model, not a curated record